AUGGACAUAGGAGGCCUGACUACUGUGGUGGCAAACUCUGCUUACAUUUCAGCCCGGGGGAGUUUUGACGGCACCGCGAACCCUGCAGCCAAUCGGGACAAGAGGUACCACACGCGCCUGAAGCUGCCUCAUAUCACCGUCUGCGAAGGUCUGAGGGAAACUCUGGACCUGGGAUUUCAAACUGUCUGUGUUGAUCAACCCAUCGGGAAGAAGCUUUUCCAGGAGUUUUUGGAUUCGGCUCCGGAGUACAAAGGCCCGUGUCGUCUGUGGAAAGAUAUAGAGGAGUACAACUUGGCAGAAGAUGAUGAACGUGCGCAGAAGGCCAGCAAGAUCCUGUCCCGCUACAUGGAACCGGAUGCAAAGUAUUUCUGCCCGUUUUUACCUGAAAAUGGCAUCACGAAAGUCAAAGAAAAGCACAAAGAGGCGGGGGACGAUCUGUUCAAUGAGACGAUGGACAGCGUGAUGGACUUCCUGAAGGAGGUGCCGUACACGUUCUUCUUGGAGAGCAUGUUCCUCAAGAGGUUCCUGCAGUGGAAGUGGCUGGAGACGCAGCCUGUGGACGAGGACUGGUUCCUGGACUUCAGAGUUCUGGGGAAAGGCGGGUUUGGAGAGGUGUCUGCGUGUCAAAUGAAGGCCACGGGGAAACUGUACGCCUGCAAGAAACUCAACAAGAAGAGACUGAAGAAGAGGAAAGGCUACGAGGGGGCGAUGGUGGAGAAGAGAGUCCUGGCCCGGGUCCACAGCAGGUUCAUCGUGUCUCUGGCCUACGCCUUUCAGUCCAAAACAGAACUGUGUCUGGUCAUGACCAUCAUGAACGGAGGAGACCUGAGGUAUCACAUCUAUAACGUGGAUGAGAAUAACCCCGGCUUUGACGAGCCCAGGGCCUGUUACUACGCGGCUCAGAUCAUCCAGGGCCUGGAGCAUCUGCACCAGAAGAGAAUCAUCUACAGAGACUUGAAACCAGAGAACGUCCUGCUCGACAACCAAGGAAACGUUCGUAUCUCUGACCUUGGUUUGGCCGUGGAGCUGGAGGACGACCAGAACAAAACCAAAGGCUACGCCGGAACGCCAGGUUUCAUGGCCCCAGAGCUGCUCAAAGGAGAGGAGUAUGAUUACUCUGUGGACUACUUCACUUUGGGAGUGACUUUAUACGAGUUCAUCGCCGCUAAAGGCCCGUUCAGGACCCGAGGAGAGAAGGUGGAGAAUAAGGAGGUGAAGAAGCGCAUUUUGAACGACCCUGUGGUGUUUCCAGAGAAGUUCAGUGAGGACGCGCGCUCUGUGUGUGAGGCGCUGUUACACAAAGAGGUCGACAAAAGACUCGGCUUCAAGAACAACUCGUGUGACGAGCUCAGGGCGCAUCCUUUUUUCAAACACAUCAACUGGAGGAAACUCGACGCAGGGAUUCUUCCACCUCCUUUUGUGCCAAACUCCAAAACCGUUUACGCUAAAGACCUGGACGACGUGGGGGCGUUCUCCACCGUCAGAGGGGUCCAGCUCGAUGACAAAGACAACAACUUCUUUGACGAGUUUUCUUCUGGAAACAUCUCCAUCCCGUGGCAGGAGGAGAUGAUCGAGACGGGGAUCUACAGGGAGCUGACGGUGUGGGGCCCGGGGGGGACGCUACCCAACGACCUGCGGCGGGAGUCCAUCCUGGAGCAGCCCAAGUCCUCCACCUGCUCCCUGUCCUGAGGAAGCACCGUCUCAAAUGGACAAACAGGGACUUUUAUGUCAGAGUAGAGUUUCUGCUGCGUAGAGC
Messenger RNA from Periophthalmus magnuspinnatus, 1756 nucleotides. RefSeq names its product G protein-coupled receptor kinase 1 a (gene grk1a). Lineage: Eukaryota; Metazoa; Chordata; Actinopteri; Gobiiformes; Gobiidae. Bases 1 to 1689 code for a protein of 562 amino acids. Gene Ontology annotation, cellular component: cytoplasm. Gene Ontology annotation, molecular function: rhodopsin kinase activity; ATP binding. The transcript has 7 exons. The record is from RefSeq and is a predicted model, not a curated record. Gene Ontology annotation, biological process: regulation of opsin-mediated signaling pathway; protein phosphorylation; visual perception.